CCAGUCCCGGCUGCGAGCGGGUGGACGAGCCGAGCCGGCCGCCGCGCGACCCCCCGCAGCCCGAACCCGCUUUGGCCGAAGCCCAGAAGUGGAUCGAGCAAGCAACGGGGAAAAACUUCGGAGACAAAGAUUUCCGGUCUGGACUAGAAAAUGGCGUUCUGUUGUGUGAGUUGCUGAACACCAUAAAACCCAGAUUGGUCAAAAAGAUAAAUAGAUUGUCUACUCCCAUUGCAGGUCUGGACAACAUUGCCCUGUUCCUACAAGGUUGCAAGGAACUAGGCCUCAAAGAAUCACAGCUUUUUGACCCGGGAGAUCUGCAGGAUGCAUCGAGCAGAGCAACAACCAAGCAUCUUGAUGGUAGCAGGAAGCUGAAAAAUGUUUUAAUCACCCUGUAUUGGCUGGGGAGAACCGCAAACAGCAGUACUUCUUAUAGCGGAGCAACGCUGAACCUGAAGGAGUUUGAAGGAUUGCUAACCCAGAUGAGAAAGGAGACUGAGGAUGUCGAGAGCCCGAAGCGCAGCAUCCGUGACAGCGGCUACGUAGACUGUUGGGACACGGAGCGGAGCGAUUCUCUUUCUCCCCCUCGCCACGGUAGAGAUGAUUCUUUUGACAGUCUGGAUUCCUUUGGCUCUCGCUCCCAGCAGACGCCAUCUCCAGAUGUGGUGCUGAGGGGAAGUAGUGAUGGGAGAGGAAGUGACUCUGAAUCUGACCUGCCACAUCGAAAGAUUCCAGACAUGAAAAAAGACGAUAUGUCUGCCAGGCGGACCUCCUACGGUGAACCCAAAUCAGUCGUGCCUUUUAACCAAUACCUCCCCAACAAGAGUAACCAGACUGCCUAUAUACCAGCUCCACUUAGGAAGAAGAAAGCCGAACGAGAGGAGUACAGGAAGAGCUGGAGCACAGCUACUUCUCCUCUAGGAGGAGAGAGACCUUUCAGAUUCGGCUCCAGAACUCCUGUGUCUGAUGACGCAGAGAGCGUGAGCAUGUUUGACAUGAGAUGCUCGGAUGAGGCUGCUGUGAUGCAACCACACAGCAAAGCUCGCCACGAGAAGCUGCAGACCAUUCACCACCAACUGAAAGAAGAUGAGGAUCGGUGGCAAGACGACUUAGCCAGGUGGAAGAGUCGUCGGAGAAGUGCGUCACAGGAUUUGUUGAAGAAAGAAGCUGAGAGAAAGAAGAUGGAACGGUUACUGAGCACAGGCGAUGGGAACAGUGAGCGAAGGAAAAGCAUCAAGACUUACAAAGAGAUUGUGGAAGAGAAAGAGAGGCGCGAGAGAGAGCUACAUGAGGCAUACAAGAACGCCAGAUCACACGAAGAGGCGGAGAACAUCCUCCAACAAUAUAUCGAGAGAUUCACCAUUAGCGAAGCUGUGCUGGAACGCCUGGAGAUGCCAAAAAUUCUGGAGAGAAGCCAUUCAGUCCAGCCAAAUUCGACAUCCCCGCCUAAGGACCCAAACCCUCUGAGAUACUUACGGCAACAGUCACUCCCUGCCCCCAAAUACACUGCCAAGGUAGAGGCAACCAUUGUUCCCACCAGCGAAUCGGAAGCCAGCGUUUCAUCGGGCCGCACCUCUCCGAGCAAACCUUUUGUCUCCAAGGCGGUGCCUAUGCUGACACCCAAGCCUUACUCACAGCCUAAAAACACCCAGCAGGUUUUGAAAAGCUUUAAGAUAGAUGGAAAAGUCAGCAUGAACGGUGACACCUUCAAUGGAGUAGAAGACGAAAAAGAGAAAGAAUACACCACAUUGAUAUUUUCCCCUUCCCCAAGUCGAUCGCCAAAGUCUGACAGUGCGAUGGAAGUGGACGGCGCUUUGGAGGUGAAGCCAGAUUCCUCUAGCCCUGAGCUGGUUCUGAAGAGGCUCCUUGAGCACAGCCAGCUCAGAGAGCAAACCGGCUCCUUGUUCGAAGAAGCUAAACAAACCAAGAGAAAAGACAAAAUGGGUUCAGAAGGAGCAUCUCCAGUGCGAUUAAUGUCAGACCGUAAAGAUUUCAGCGCAGCAGUCUCCUGUGCCAGCCCUGCAAUGAACACUGUGGAAUUCUCCCCCCUCAGUAAUCCUUCCAAGGAAAUGGGUUCAAACGAUGAACUGAAGGAACCGGAGGCAGGGAAACAAAAGGAGGCAGAGGCACCAGUUAUUCAGAAGGUAGUGCCCUUGGGAGCUCCAGAACAAGAUGGGAGCAUCUUGUAUCAGCCUCUGAACAAGACACCCGAGACGAGCCAUGUUAUUUUGCAGAAUUCUACCUUACAAGCCAAUGCUGAAAGCAAUGAGAAGUCAAGUCAUUUUGGUGGCUGGUCUUGGGAUCCCGAAGAAGAGCGGAAGCGGCAACAGCGAUGGCAGCAUGAACAGGAACGCCUGCUUCAGGAAAGGUAUCAGAAAGAGCAGGACAAGUUGAAAGAAGAAUGGGAAAGAGCCCAAAAAGAAGUUGAAGAGGAGGAGCGCAGAUACUAUGAGGAGGAACGCAAAAUCAUUGAGGACACUGUGGUUCCAUUCAUGGUCACUUCAAACUCCUCUGAGCCCUUGUCCACGUUUUCCUCUGUGACUGAUGCAAAUGGGGCUAUGAAUGUGCUAGACAUGAGCAACUCUGAAGAGAUUGAUAAGCAAAAAGAAGAAGAAACAUCAAAGGAGGUGCUUUGUGAACAGGAAGACACUCCCUUUUCAAAAAACAAGGAGUAUGAAUUGUGGAAGGAAAACACAAGGGCAGGCUGUCAAGAAAGCUACCAGACCGGACCGCAGUUGCCAUGUUCUCUGGGAAUACAAAGCCAGUCACCCAACAGGUCUGUCAGUGGAAGGAAGCUGUGUUCUAGCUGUGGACAAACUCUGGGGAAAGGCGCAGCCAUGAUUAUUGAGACCCUUGGUCUUUAUUUCCAUAUUCAGUGCUUCAGGUGUGGAAUUUGUAAGGGCCAGCUUGGAGACGCAGCCAUUGGCACAGACGUACGGAUUAGAAAUGGUCUUCUCAAUUGCAAUGAUUGCUACAUCCGAUCCAGAACCGCUGGUCAGCCAACAACUUUGUGACAUGGAUCUCCGUCUUGCUUACAAAAGUACUCUGCAAGGAGGAAGGUCAUGACUGUGUUCCUGCAGCUGCUUCUGGACAAUCACUCGUACGAGCAUCUCCCCACAGACUUCACGGCCUUCGGCUCAUCUUGAAAGGCUGGCAUGAAAGAUUACAUCAGCUCCUUUCCAAUGCAAUACCUGUUUUCCUUCCUUAAUUCACUUGCAUUAUGUGUAUGAAGUGCAUCUCUGGACACUGAGCUCCCUUUCAACCCAUGAGG
Molecule: messenger RNA, 3268 nt
Organism: Euleptes europaea (tarantolino)
Lineage: Eukaryota; Metazoa; Chordata; Lepidosauria; Squamata; Sphaerodactylidae
Gene: LIMCH1
Product: LIM and calponin homology domains 1
Exons: 25
Coding region: 480-3011 (843 amino acids)
Biological process (GO): positive regulation of stress fiber assembly; regulation of focal adhesion assembly
Cellular component (GO): stress fiber
Molecular function (GO): myosin II head/neck binding
Source: RefSeq, a predicted model, not a curated record